AUGUUGUCCAUCCCAGAAGAGCCGCUCCUGGCCCCAAACCCUGACUGCUUCUGCAUGUUCCCCAUCGAGUACCCACAGAUCUGGGAGAUGUACAAGAAGGCGAAGCCUCCUUCUGGACAACGAAAGAAGUCGACCUCUCUCAGGACCCACCGGCUGGUUCCCGCCGCUCCGAACCGAGCCCUGUCGCCACCGGUGCUUCCAAUUUCGCAACCAAUUCCUCUAUGGAACACAAAGAACACGAGCCGAAGAAACAGCAAGAUGAUAUUCAAUCGCCACCGCCGGGGAUGGAGGAGGAAGAAGAAGGCGAAGAUCACUAUGAAAUAG
This is a messenger RNA of Linum trigynum, 324 nucleotides long. The record is from the annotation of a GenBank genome assembly. NCBI's taxonomy places the organism in Eukaryota, Viridiplantae, Streptophyta, Magnoliopsida, Malpighiales, Linaceae.